This is a messenger RNA of Terrapene triunguis (Three-toed box turtle), 411 nucleotides long. Its product is annotated as complement component C8 gamma chain-like. The record is from RefSeq and is a predicted model, not a curated record. The annotation marks the transcript as partial. Gene Ontology annotation, biological process: complement activation. The transcript is spliced from 3 exons. Lineage: Eukaryota; Metazoa; Chordata; Testudines; Emydidae. Gene Ontology annotation, cellular component: membrane attack complex.
CUAGGCCGUGGCAGCAACGUGGAUGUGGUGGUGGGGGAGACAGACUACAGCAGCUACGCCAUCCUGUACUACCAGAAGCUCCGGAAGAUCUCCAUCAAGCUCUAUGGACGCAGCGUCCGGGUCAGUGACGCCAUCGUGGGUAAAUUCGAGCAGCGCAUCACAGAGAUGAACAUGAGCGAGGACUUCACCUACUACUUCCCCACGUAUGGAUUCUGUGAGUCCGCGGAUCAAUUUCAUCUGCUCGAUGGUGAGUUGCAACCCCCCAAGGCCCGUUGCUGCUCUACUCACCCCGGCCGGCAGGGCAAGUGCCCCCGUGCUCCCCAUCAGCCUGCAAGGCCUAGCGGGUGGGAUGGUAUUGUGCAGCCCCAGCUCAGCAGGGAGAGGGGGCGGGGAUAGGGCAGAGGGAAGGAA